This is a messenger RNA of Trichoderma virens Gv29-8, 4646 nucleotides long. RefSeq names its product ABC-transporter. NCBI's taxonomy places the organism in Eukaryota, Fungi, Ascomycota, Sordariomycetes, Hypocreales, Hypocreaceae. The transcript is spliced from 4 exons. Gene Ontology annotation, molecular function: ATP hydrolysis activity; ATP binding; ABC-type transporter activity. Gene Ontology annotation, biological process: transmembrane transport. Bases 453 to 4646 code for a protein of 1397 amino acids. Gene Ontology annotation, cellular component: membrane. The record is from RefSeq and is a predicted model, not a curated record.
CGGUGACGAUGAUGUGCAGUAGCAGAGCAGGCUCAAGAGACCCGAGGGUUCCGGGACGAUCCCUGCGGCGGCUCUGGAUCCUAUUUAACAAUGCUUAAUAGCAUCUGUGCGCCAGCUGUCUUCCGUUGUGGCGCGUCGCAAUAAGAGAGUGACUCUUGUUCUUCGGCGCGUCACCAACAAGGAACAAUAUCAAGGUGGAGAUGGAACAAUGCACGCGUUCAAGCCUCGUUUCCCCACUUCGUCGUCGACUUUCUGCAUUGUCCUCAUACAGGCGUUUGCAUGUUGAAUCGUCAGCUCAGCUGGGAAUCAGUUUAUGGUGUAAGCCAAAUUCAUGGUUACUGGCCAUCUUUGAUCGUGGCAUUCAUAUGUGAUAUCUCCUUCCACUCAAUCUCCUUCCUCGUGCCAAUGGCUUCAAUGCUCCCCUAUCCAGCUGUUCCAAAAGGCUCUGUGUGAUGGCUUCAAAGGAAAAAGAGACGGCGUCGUCACCAACAUCAGCGGGUAAUUCAAUCUUGGUUCUUAAUAUUGAUUCUUCUAACCAUCACCAAGUCACCGAGAGUAAACCCAAACGCUCAACUUUCAAGCACCUCUUUUCCUUUACAAGAUGGAAUCAUACGGGGGCCCUGAUCGUGGCAGUGAUUGCAUCUGCCGCGUUUGCUUCAGUCAAAUCGGUUCAAUCCAUAAUAUUGGGCAAAAUAUUCGACGUUGUCUCCGAUUUUGGGGCUGGCCAUCGCUCUGGCAGUGAAACUUUGGACAAAAUAUCUCACUGGGGCUUGAUACUGGUAGGCAUGGGAGUUGCAAACUGGGUUUCAAGCACGGCUUUCCUCGCAUUGUGGAUCAUCUUUGGAGAACUGCAGGCCAGUUCCGUUCGCAAAGAGGUCUUUAAGAGUCUACUGUCCAAGAAGAUGUCCUGGUAUGAUUCCUUAGACCAAGGCAUCUCCAGCCUGCUGGUCAGAAUCCAGACGCAAACUCGAGAGCUUCAGCUGGCGACAUCGCAGGUGCUCGGCCUCUUGGUUGCUGACUCUAUUCUUUCCCUUGCUUCCCUCGCUAUAGCCUUCUCUCAUUCCUGGAAACUCACCUUGGUUCUUCUCGGGACCCUUCCCAUAUCUAUCGUGGUCAUGUCACUAGUAACUAGGCGGCUAGACCCGGCGAUUCAAGCUCAGAAGCGUAAUCUGGAAACUGCGUCAAAGUUUGCUGCUUCGUCUAUCAAAGCGAUCGAGAUUGUCAAGGUUUUCAACGGAUUCGACCGCGAGCUUUGGCAAUACCAUGAAGCCAUCAAAUUGGCGGGCAAGCAAUAUCUGAUACAGGCCCAAUGCAACUCUGUUCAGAUGGGCUAUGUCGCCUUCUGGAUUAUUGCCAUGUUUAUAGCGGGCUUCUGGUAUGGAACUGUUCUCGUCGAUGGAGGACUAACGCCUGGUCAAGUCAUGACCACCUUUUUUGCAGUCCUCUCAUCAUUCCAGGCGAUUGAGUCAUUACUUCCACAUUGGCUUGUACUAUCAAAAGGCAUGUCUGCGGGUGAUUUUCUAUCAUCCAUAUCGACCAAAAAAGACGGAAAGACAGGCGAUACGAGCAGCAGUCGGACCAAGCCUGAGAUUUGUGUUGGAAAUGUGGACUUGGUAGAUGUGACUUUUGCAUAUCCGUCUAAUCCCACAAAAACUGUUCUCAACAGAUCGUCCUUCUCUUUCUCCCCGGACCAACUUAACUUUAUUGUGGGCAGAAGCGGAUCUGGAAAAAGUACAAUUGGCAAUCUCAUUGCUCAAUUUUAUGAGCCUUCAUCUGGACUUGUCUGUUUGGACGGACACCCCCUGGCGACCUUGGACCAGAAUUGGAUCCGAUCCAAUAUCACUCUAAUCCAACAAUUAAGUGUGGUUUUUGACGACAGCAUGUUUAACAAUGUAGCCGUUGGGCUUGGCGAUCCCGAGAAUGUGGCAAAGGAAGCUGUUUCCUCUGCUUGCGAGUUUGCCUUGCUGCAAUCCACGCUUAGCAGCCUUCCAGAAGGUCUCGAAACACGCAUUGGUUCAAACGGAGUUAGGCUGAGUGGUGGCCAAAGACAAAGAGUUGCACUUGCUCGAGCCAGAAUUCGAGAUCCAGCUGUGCUUAUCCUUGAUGAAGUGACGAGUAGUCUGGAUCAAAUAAACAGAGGCUUAGCGAUAGAUGCUAUCAGGGAGUGGCGACGAGGGAAAACCACCAUCAUUAUCACUCACGACAUCAGUCAAAUCGAAGAUGAAGACUUUGUUUACGUGAUGGAAGACGCAUCUUUGGUGCAGCAGGGACUACGAAGAGAGCUGGCCAUGUCUUCAACUGGAGUUUUUGCGGCUAUGACUUGCCUGGAUCCUGUCGAAUCUGCACUCUCUCCCACGCCAACUGACAUGGAAAAGGCUAGUCUGGCCGAUCUUGCUAACUGCGGUUCCCCGAUAAUGGAUGAUUUGCCGCAAGAUACGGCAUUAUCUAUGCAGCAGUUUAUGAUUAAGGAUUUAAAUGACAGAAUAGAUCCAGCCUUGAAUCGGCUAUCUCAGCAUAAGACGCUGGGUGUUGGUACGGCGCUUGCUUUCAAAAUGAGAAAAGAGCAGAUAUGGGAAAGCUCCGAAUUCGAGGAAAGACCAAAGUCGGCCGAUAGAACUUCGUCAUACUAUGAAUCCGAAAAGAGGGAGUCCUACAGCUCUAUUGACGAAUACUUUGGAUCGUCUCGCAGAUGCAGUGCACCAGAGCCUGACGACCCUUUAUAUGUCUUUGGAAAGGCGGAUCGUCGAGACGAUAUCCCCGGCUUACGACUAGCUUCUGGUCGCAAGCCAACCCCAGUUGUGGGCAAAGACAUAACUAAAAAGCAUAAAGCUUCAAAGCCGACCACCAUACUGGCAAUUUUUGCUACUGUUUGGCCAACACUCACACCAUGUGAUCGAGCAAUCUUCAUUCUUGGAAUUGCGUUGUGCUUUAUUAGUUCGGCAGGCAUGCCAUUGUUCUCAUUUUGCCUCGCAAAACUCUUUGGAGUUCUCUUUUUGCCAGCCAACAGGGCGGCCGCGGCGAAACAGUGGGCAAUUUAUCUAGUGGUGAUUGCCGUCGUUGAUGCUGUCGCCACCAGCUUCGGCCAUUAUUUCAUAGAGAGGACCGGCCAAUCCUGGGUGAACAACCUUCGCUUGGAAGCUUUAAAGAGAAUCCUGCGGCAACCAAAGUCGUGGUUCGAUAAAGAGAAGAACUCAGCCAGCCGAAUCAAUGAAUGCCUUGACAGAAAUGCGGAGGAGACGCGAAACCUUGUUGGGAGAUUCAUACCAAUCUUCAUCACCACCCUUGGUAUGAUUACCAUCUCUAUGAUAUGGGCUCUCUCAAUAUCCUGGAAGCUUACUCUCGUCGCGCUUUCGCCUAUGAUUUUGAUAAUUGGCGCUGUCAAAGGAUAUACCGUUGUCAGUGGCAAGUGGGAAACCAAGUGUAACCAAGGAGCCACAGAUGCCGGCGCAGUUUUGAAUGAGACUUUUAUCAACAUCCGCGUCGUGCGAGCACUGACACUUGAAAAGUACUUUGGCGCAAAGUACCGAAAGCUGGUAUCACAUACCCUUGGCUUGGGGAAGAAGAGGGCAGUCUAUACUUGUGGGUUAUUUGGUUUAUACCAAUCAAUGAGUUUUCCCAUGACCGCACUAGUAUUCUAUUAUGCCACCCUCCUACUAUCAAAGGGAGACGGUGUUAGUACUACGCAAGUACUGCAAGUCAUCAAUCUGUUGCUGUUUAGUAUUGGAAGUUCGGCCGGUGCUCUGACCAGCAUGCCUCAGCUGACAAUGGCCCAAGCAACCGCAACACAAUUGCUAGCCUACGCAACAAUGUCGAUGGAAUCAGAGGAAGAAAGCCAAGAUGGUAUCAAUAUCGCAACCCCUCUCCCUAUUGAGCUCAGAGAUGUGCAAUUUUCAUACCCUCAGUCGCCCAACUCCCGUGUCCUUCGUGGAGUUUCCUUCGAUAUCACGCAUGGAAGCUGCACCGCUAUCGUCGGCUCCUCUGGCUCUGGCAAAUCGACCAUUAUAUAUCUCCUUAUGGGUCUAUACUGCCCAUCAAAAGACACGGCGUCUCUCACCUUCGCCGGCAUUCCAUUUUGUAACCUUGAUAAACAACAUCUCCGCUCUACGAUGGCCUACGUCUCCCAAACACCACAUCUCUUCCCCGCAACCAUCGUCGAAAACAUUGCCUACGGCCUCCCUAAAGACUCCCCACUCAGAAAUAGCCUCAGCAUAUACGCCGCCGCUCAAGCUGCCGGCAUCCACGACUUCAUCAUAUCUCUCCCCGAAGGCUACGCCACCGUAGUCGGAGACGGCGGAAUCUCCCUCUCGGGCGGCCAAGCCCAGCGCUUGAGCAUCGCCCGCGCGCUCGUUCGCCAGCCGCGGCUCCUCGUCCUGGAUGAGCCGACGAGUGCGCUCGACGCAGAGUCUUCGGGCAUGAUCCGCGAGACGGUUCGUGAGCUUGUGGGACGGGCUAAGGCGCAGGAGAGCGAGAUGGCUAUUGUAGUGGUUACGCAUACGCCUGAUAUGAUGCAGAUAUGUGAUAACAUCGUCAUGAUUGACGGUGGUAUCAAGGUCGAGGAGGGCAGUUAUGAAGAGCUCAUGAAAGCUAGAGGUCCUUUUAGACAUCUCAUUAGCAAAGGUGAAUGGCAUGGAGGAGAUGAAUCUUGA